Messenger RNA from Eupeodes corollae, 1336 nucleotides. RefSeq lists its product as uncharacterized. Gene Ontology annotation, biological process: sensory perception of smell; detection of chemical stimulus involved in sensory perception of smell. The transcript has 9 exons. NCBI's taxonomy places the organism in Eukaryota, Metazoa, Arthropoda, Insecta, Diptera, Syrphidae. The record is from RefSeq and is a predicted model, not a curated record. Gene Ontology annotation, molecular function: olfactory receptor activity; odorant binding. The coding region runs from base 47 to 1204 and encodes 385 amino acids. Gene Ontology annotation, cellular component: plasma membrane.
GAUAUAAAUGCAAUGUUGAAACCGCACCCUUCCAUACCACUAGAAAAUGACGAAGAAGCCAAACACAGUUUCUUGGGUUCCAAUUUACAACAUUGUUUCAUGGAUUUUAUUUAGUUCAAUGCUUAAUUAUUUUUCAAAUAGUUUUUGUGAUAAAAAAUGGAAGAGUGUGUUGAUGGGAUCUAUUUUUUCAUUUCAAAUGUUCAUUGGUGUAUUGUGCUUGGCUGGGAUUUUUUUGCCAAAUAAAUAUGACUUAGAAGAUUUAAUUUCUUGUUUAAUAAUAUUUUUCACAGAAGCAAGUAUAGGGUUAAAAGCAAUAACUUUGAUUUACCACAGCGCAUCACUCAAAAAGCUAAGUGAGAUUAUUAUGAAAGAAACUAGUCGCACCGACUUGAAACCCUGGGAGCUUAAGUUGGCCAAAAACUACAAAAAAUAUUCAGAGUGGAUUCUUAUUAAAGUUUUAAUAUUGUAUGAUUUAACGAUGGUUAGUUUUAUUGGAGCACCUUUGUUUUCUAAAAAGGAAUACAUGAUGCCAAUUUUAAUGGAAUUUCCAGCAACUAAUUCUUCUACAAGUCUUGGUUUUGGUAUAAAUUAUGCUUUUGGAGCCUACAGCGUAUUUUAUGGCACUACAGUUGAAAUGGGUUUCGACAUCCCAGCAUUUUUGCAAGCAUGUUUCAUAUCUUAUCAACUCGAUAAAUGUAUUCAUUUUUGCAAAAUGAUUGGAGACUUUGAUUCACCAUACAAUACUCAUGACAAACAAUCAAAACUCUUAAGGAAAUGUGUAAAGCUUCAUGCUACGAUUUUUAAAUUCAUUAAUGAAGUAUCUACCAUAAAUACUUUUGUUGUGGCUUUAACUGUUAUUACCAUUGUGCCCCUACUAACAGUUCUAUUGUAUUCAAUUCUAAUGGGUACAAUAAGUGGAGCUCCUUUUAUGAUGGCAGCAUGUGCUUAUCACUUGUUCAUGUAUUGUUUUCUUGGAGAAAUUGUGUCCAACAAGUGCAUUGAGGCCAGUAAUGCGAUUUACUCAAGCAAAUGGUAUAAAAUUGAGAAACCAGAAGACAAACGAACAAUUAUGAUCUUUUUAACGAUAUCGCAGUGUAAUAUGGGAUUUUCAGCUGGUGGAUUAUACAAGUUAUCAUUAGCAACUUUUACAGAGUUGACUAGGAGAGUAUACGGAGCAUGUGCGUUUUUACAGAAAGUUCUUUAAAGGACAAUAUAUUCAAAACAUAUUUAGUUUUAAUAAGUUUUAUUGGAUGUUAAAAAACUACAAUUAUUUUGCAUUCCAAACCGCUUAAAUUAUACGAGUACAUCAUAUUUAAUAAAUAUUAUCCAAAGUUAA